AUGGCUCCUGAAAUUAUAAGUAAUGUAAAUUAUGAUGGUACUAAAGCAGAUAUAUGGUCAUUUUCUGUUACAAUGCAUAUAAUGGCAACUCAUUAUCUACCUUUUGAAUAUGAAAGCGAGGCCCAAUUUAUACGUGACAUCAAAGCUAAAAGUAUUAAAAUCAAUAUCAGAGCAAGUGGGAUUAUUGGUUGGAUUGUAAAAAAUGGAAUGCAAUUCGAGCCAGCUGACCGUAUUUCUGCAGCUGAUAUGUUAGAAUACAUCAGAGGUAGAUCAUCUGGUAAUAAAAUUGGAAUGCCGGAAGUCCGAUAUGUGAGAAGGGCAAAUACAAUGGGACAGCUGGCUAAGCUAACUAUCCCAACCAAUUCACCUUUUAAGAUCAGAACACGUGUAGCCCUUGAUAAUACAACGCUAAAAACUAAUCGAGAUAAACCAGCAGUUAGAUUUGAAAAACAAAUAAAUUAA
Trichomonas vaginalis G3 is the source of this 462-nucleotide messenger RNA. Its product is annotated as protein serine/threonine kinase protein. Gene Ontology annotation, biological process: protein phosphorylation. NCBI's taxonomy places the organism in Eukaryota, Parabasalia, Trichomonadida, Trichomonadidae. The record is from RefSeq and is a predicted model, not a curated record. The coding region runs from base 1 to 462 and encodes 153 amino acids. The transcript has a single exon. Gene Ontology annotation, molecular function: ATP binding; protein kinase activity.